Sinocyclocheilus anshuiensis is the source of this 1347-nucleotide messenger RNA. RefSeq names its product sorting nexin-17-like. The transcript is spliced from 13 exons. Gene Ontology annotation, molecular function: phosphatidylinositol binding. Gene Ontology annotation, biological process: intracellular protein transport; signal transduction; endocytic recycling. The record is from RefSeq and is a predicted model, not a curated record. NCBI's taxonomy places the organism in Eukaryota, Metazoa, Chordata, Actinopteri, Cypriniformes, Cyprinidae. Gene Ontology annotation, cellular component: early endosome. The coding region runs from base 1 to 1209 and encodes 402 amino acids.
AUGGAGUUUGAGACGCCCUACACAUGUAAUGGCGCUUUUCCACUGCGUGUGCGUCAGGACCCCAUUCUGGGAUCCAGUGAGAUGUUCAACAGCUUUUUGAGAAAAGCUCAACAGGAGACCCAGCAGAUUCCCACUGAGGAGGUGCAGCUAGAAAUCUACCUGUUCAGUGGCCAGAAGGUCAAAGUCAACAUCCUCACAUCGGACCAGACUGAAGAUGUUCUGGAGGCUGUAGCCUCAAAGCUCGACCUUCCUGAUGAGCUGGUGGGAUAUUUCAGCCUCUUCCUGGUUCAGGAGAGGGGGGAUGGGGGCUGCACGUACGUGAGAAAACUGCAAGAAUUUGAGCUGCCCUACGUGUCCAUCACCAGCCUGCAUAGUCCCAACUACCGUAUCGUCCUCCGUAAAAGCUACUGGGACACAGCUUACGACAGUGAUGUCAUGGAUGACCGUGUGGGACUCAACUUGUUAUAUGCUCAGACGGUGUCUGACAUAGAGCGGGGAUGGAUCCUCGUGAACAAAGAGCAGCACAGACAGCUGAAAUCCCUGCAGGAGAAAGGCUCAAAGAAGGAGUUCAUCAGAUUGGCUCAGACUCUGAAGUACUAUGGCUAUAUCAAGUUUGAUCCCUGCAUCACAGAUUUUCCUGAGAAGGGCUGUCAUGUUAUAGUUGGUGCCGGCAACAACGAACUCAACUUUCACGUCAAACUGCCCAGUGAUCAGAUGAAAGAGGGCAGCUUCAAAGUCACGCGCAUGAGAUGUUGGCGGGUCACCUCAUCUCAGGUGCCUGUGGCGAACGGUACCGCAAACCCAAGCAGUUCCAGUAAAUGUGACGUGAAACUAGAGCUGGCCUUCGAGUAUUUGAUGAGCAAAGACCGUCUGCAGUGGGUCACCAUCACCAGUCCACAGGCUAUCAUGAUGAGUAUUUGUCUGCAGUCUAUGGUAGAUGAGCUGAUGGUGAAGAAAUCUGGCGGAAGCAUUAAAAAGAAGAAGCGACUGAACGGCUCGUUCCAGCGCUCUGACAGUCAGCAAGCUGUGAAGUCUCCUCCAUUACUGGAUUCCCCUGAUCCCAGCCGUGAACAAGUAGUCAAACUUUCUACCAAGCUGUCUUCUGUCUCCCUGAGAGGACUUAGUUCUUCCAACUCAGCCAGUGACAUCAGUGGCAAUGAUUUCCAUGGAAACUAUGCCUUUGAAGGAAUAGGGGACGAUGACCUGUGAUGGAGUCAUCCUCAAAGACUGGACUAAAGGAGACAGAUUCAUUUAGCAGUUUCUCUGCGAUGAGUGUAGUUUAAUGUGCCCCUAUUAUGCCAUUUUUAAGGUUGCUAAUAUUGUUUUAUGAGUCUCUUAAAACAGGUU